AGCACGAAGUACGGCGAGGCAUGUUUUAGUUCAUUUUUCUGAAUACGAAGACGCGAAUUCCCAAAAGAAGAGAGUUUAUCAAAGAUAAAAUAAAAAACAUUAUUUAAAUCGUUUAAAUUAAUUAAAUGCAUAUAAUACGUAGAAAAUUGUUUAAUGUGCAUUGUAAACCGAUCGGAGCGUGUGUAAGAAUUGCAUAAGAAAUAAAAAAGCAGCGGCAUAUAAAGUGCACAAGUGAAAUAAUACACCAACACACUUACGAUCAGAGUUACGCAGAAAUUCCCUGCAUGAGGAAUAAAAUCUCUUUUUAUUGGCUGCGUUUUGUCAAACAAACUGUUAAACUGUCAUGGCCGGUAAUGGAGAAGCUGCUUGGUGCUUCUCACAAAUAAAGGGAGCUUUAGACGAUGACGUCACGGACGCCGACAUUAUAUCCUGUGUUGAAUUCAAUCAUGACGGCGAACUAUUGGCAACUGGUGACAAAGGUGGACGUGUUGUCAUAUUUCAGCGUGACCCUGCAUCAAAAACGGUAAGUCCACGACGUGGUGAAUAUAAUGUCUAUUCGACAUUCCAAUCGCAUGAGCCCGAAUUCGAUUAUUUGAAAUCAUUAGAGAUAGAAGAAAAAAUUAAUAAGAUACGAUGGCUGCGUAGAAAAAAUCCUGCACAUUUCCUGCUCUCGACUAACGAUAAAACUGUUAAAUUAUGGAAAGUUAGUGAGCGCGACAAAUCCUUUGAGGGCUAUAAUACAAAAGGAGAGAACGGUCUAACGAAGGAUCCACAAAAUAUAACCGCCUUACGAGUUCCUUCUGUUAAGCAAAUCCCUUUAAUGGUCGAGGCCUCACCACGACGCAUCUUUGCCAAUGCACAUACCUAUCACAUCAAUUCGAUUAGUGUUAACUCAGAUCAAGAGACUUAUCUAUCGGCAGAUGAUUUACGAAUCAAUCUGUGGCACUUGGAGGUGACCAAAGAAAGUUUCAAUAUAGUUGAUAUUAAGCCCACAAAUAUGGAAGAGUUAACUGAGGUGAUAACUGCUGCCGAAUUCCAUCCAACCGAAUGCAAUGUAUUCGUAUAUUCCAGUUCGAAGGGCACAAUACGCUUAUGUGAUAUGCGUUCUUCGGCGCUGUGCGAUCGGCAUAGCAAACAAUUUGAAGAGCCUGAAAAUCCCACAAAUCGCAGCUUUUUCAGUGAGAUCAUUAGCUCAAUAAGUGACGUAAAGUUAAGCAAUUCGGGCCGUUACAUGAUCUCAAGGGACUAUUUGAGUAUUAAAGUGUGGGAUUUGCAUAUGGAAACAAAGCCUAUUGAAACAUACGUGGUCCAUGAAUAUUUAAGGGCCAAAUUGUGUUCUUUGUAUGAGAACGAUUGCAUUUUUGACAAAUUCGAAUGCUGCUGGAAUGGCAAAGAUACCUCAAUAAUGACCGGCAGCUAUAAUAACUUUUUCCGUGUAUUUGAUCGCAAUACCAAAAAAGACGUUACCUUGGAGGCCUCUCGUGACUUUCUCAAACCGAAGACGGUGCUAAAACCGCGCAAAGUUUGUACUGGUGGUAAACGAAAAAAGGAUGAAAUCAGUGUCGAUUGUUUAGAUUUUAAUAAGAAAAUUCUGCAUACAGCCUGGCAUCCGCAGGAGAAUAUAAUCGCUGUAGCCGCCACCAAUAAUUUGUUCAUAUUUCAGGAUAAAUUUUAGCUAACAUUUACAAACCAUUUUGUUAAUUCACAAUACAUAAUAUUUGAACGUC
Molecule: messenger RNA, 1727 nt
Organism: Glossina fuscipes
Lineage: Eukaryota; Metazoa; Arthropoda; Insecta; Diptera; Glossinidae
Gene: tws
Product: protein phosphatase PP2A 55 kDa regulatory subunit
Exons: 5
Coding region: 344-1675 (443 amino acids)
Biological process (GO): peptidyl-serine dephosphorylation
Cellular component (GO): cytosol; protein phosphatase type 2A complex
Molecular function (GO): protein phosphatase regulator activity; protein binding
Source: RefSeq, a predicted model, not a curated record